Molecule: messenger RNA, 1608 nt
Organism: Pediculus humanus corporis (human body louse)
Lineage: Eukaryota; Metazoa; Arthropoda; Insecta; Psocodea; Pediculidae
Exons: 10
Coding region: 1-1608 (535 amino acids)
Source: RefSeq, a predicted model, not a curated record
AUGUUCUGUUGGACUAUUCGAUCCCCUGAUUUAUUUCACAUACAGAGAUCAUCAGCCAUUGUUAAUCUUCAACGUUUUCGUGGUAGGAAAAUAACGCCAUCGCAAUUGGUUGAAGAUGAAUUUAUCGAUGAUUUGUGUCUUACGUCACAGGAUAAUAAUGAUGAUGCCUUACAUAAAUCAUACAGCCCAGCAUCUCAUGCGAUUUGGGAUGUCAGUGAUGGAGAUAGUGAUAAAGAUAACUCAGAAUCAACACCGAAAAUUCUUCCUCUUAUGUGUCUCAAUGCUGGAGCAUUGAAUGAUAUUCCAGCACGAUAUACUAUAACUUCAUUACCUAAUUACGAAUUUCCAGCUGUUGGUGUUUAUGUAGAUUCUAGAAUCAUUCCAGGAUUUUCUUACAGGGUUAGAGUUCUUCCAGAACCGAACGCAUCAGAAAAAUCAUGUUAUUUAUUUGAUGGGAAACCACUUGUACUAUUAAAUAUAGGUCGCGGAUAUUCCAAAAGGUUAACAUUUGAACCUGAUAUAAAUACAACAUUAAAUGAAAAUAAAAAUUAUUUUUGGACAGAUUCCAGAAGUGGAGGAUUCGGUUUUGAGGUUCACGUAUUAAAUGUUGGUGAUAAAUUUAUGAUACACGAUCCAAGUCGUUUGGUCGUUGGAACAUUAGAAAUAAUAACCGUUCAGGGUCAUCAAGAAGAAGUAUCACACAAAAUUCUCAAAGAUAAAACAAUUGAAAAAAGAGUUAAAAUAAAAGGAAUGUGUAAAAUUGAAUGGUUUGAUGAUUCAGGCACAACAACCAUUUUACAACCGAUGAACGGUUUGGUAGUCACCCAGAAGAAGAAAGGAACGUUUAAAGCAAUUAUAACGCGUAUCACAUCUGUUUCUAUAGGAAGAAAUAAUAAGAAAAGAGGUUUUACAUUAACUCCUGGAGUGAAAACAAACUGGAGACGUACGGUUGUAAAUGGUGGUACAAUUGGUGAUGCACCAACUAAAUACACAAUUAAAGGAUUAAAACCAUAUGAAUUACCUGUGAUAGGAACUUAUGUGGAUCCAAGAAUAAUCCCUGGAUUUAGAUACAAAGUUCGUCCAGCUGAAAAUAAUAAUAAUAAUUACAUAUUUAACGGUCAACCACUUGAAUUAAUAUCAAUAGGUGUGGGUUAUGGUAAAAAAUUAACAUUUGAAUGUCAACAAAAUCAACUCAAUGAACCUGAAAAUUAUUUUUGGAGCGAUUCAUUAGCCGAAGGUUUCGGAUUCGAACCGGUAGCACUUGAAGUUGGUUUAAAAUUUAACAUAAAAGGACGAGGUCUCACGAUAGGAUUUGCAGAAAUAUUUAGAAUAGAUGCUCCUCAAAAAGAAUUACAUCAAGAAAUGGAAAAAACUGAAAAUGGUUUAGUUUUAAAAAAAUACAUAGAAAUAGAUGUGACGUGUCACGUGACUUUACAUACAAAAUCCGUUAAUGAUGAAGUUAUGAGAGUGACCGGAACGGCUGUCAUGAGUAAAAAAUCAAAAGAAAAAAAAGUUAAAUUAUUGAAAAUUGAAAAUAUCGGUUUAGAUUCACAAAUUAAUUUAUUAUUUAUACACGAAGAUGAAAAAUUAAUUUUCGUACCGAUUUAA